UGUGAGCUCUAACAAAAACAUUAAACACCGCCUGCUUCCUUUAGAGGAGAAGGGGAUCCUUUUAAUCUGUUUAGGAUUUUCCGCGCGAGCACGCGCUAAAUAAUCACAAAGGAUGGAGAAAACGACGGAGCUGAAAAUGUUGCUGGAGUCAUCUCUGAAGCGGAUCUUUCAGGCGACUGUGACCGACAUCCUGGUCUCGGUGGAGCAGACCCUCUCUGAGUACCAGGGAACAAUCCAGACGAUCCAGACCGAGAACGAAGGCCUGAAGCGGCUGCUGUCUGCACAGAGGAGCGCAGAGUCCCUCCAUGAAGGUCUGCUGUCCUCAGAUGGAUUUGCGGAAGAUGCAGCUGAACACUCUAUUACCUCCACUCAUUCUUUCUUAAAGGUAUCCAAAUGCAGCAAUGACAAGACAACUUUGAAGAACAAAAAUGACAGCAAGCUAAAGGAGAGUGUAUCAUGUCCUCCAUUGUCUCUUCAGGUGGAUCAGUUGAAAGAAGAGUUGUCUGUGGAUAAGUCCAGCAGAAUCUCAGUUCCUGUGAAAACAGAACCUGAUUUGGAAGACAGUGGUGAAGGGGACCUCUCCCAACCAUGUCUGAAUCAGACCGUGAAGCUGGUGAAGAAUGAGGGUUCAGAGGUUAUUGUUGAUGCAUUCACAGAUGUACAACCGCUGUGUCCUUCAAGGCCCAAAAAUGAAUGUAGAGAAAUGGACCACAGUGAUAAAAUCACUGUUGUUUCAAAAGGCUACACACAGGAGGGACAUUUUAUCAAGAUUGAGGAAGAGAAGGAGGCUCUAACACUGCCAGGUAGUGGAGGUGAUAGUUUAUCUCAGCCUGAGUUGAAGCAAAAUAAUUCACCCGUAGUUGCUGAAGAAAAUACCAAAGACCAGAGCAGCAACUUGUUACGCUGUCCAACUUGUCCAAAGACAUUUCGCCGAGCUGCUUCACUCAAUACUCACAUCAAAACUCACAGCAAGAAUAAAGAAAAGUGCUGCAACCUUUGUGGGAAAAGCUUCAGGUGGGCCAGUGACCUCAUAUACCACAAGUACAUCCACACCGGCGAAAGACCGUAUACCUGUAACGUCUGCAGUAAGACGUACGCCCAUCCCAGGCAACUCAAGAUGCACAAGCGCACCCACACCGGAGAGAAACCCCAUGCCUGCUCGUACUGCGGGAAGAAUUUCCAUGAGAGAAACCAACUUAAGGCCCAUCUAAGGACUCACACUGGGGAGAAGCCAUACCGCUGCCAGCAAUGCAGUAAAACAUUCAACAAGACUGGAAACCUUAAAAGGCACAUGAGGACCCACACAGGCGAGCGGCCUCAUUGCUGCUCUCAGUGUGGCAAAAGGUUCGGCCAUCAAGCAGCCCUUAUAUCGCAUUACAGAAUCCACACUGGGGAGAGGCCAUAUGGCUGUAAACAGUGCAGAAAGACGUUCAGACUUGCUGGAGCACUAAAGACUCACAUGUGGGUCCACACUGGAGAAAGGCCGUACAGCUGCAACGAGUGCGGCAAGAAAUUCACUAGGUCCCGCAACCUGAAGUAUCACCUAAAGACUCACACACAGGAGAAGGAGUAGAAUGAAACAAAAGUGUUGAAUAUCAUAGUAAUAACUUUUUUUUGUCCAUCAGUUCAGAAAUUUUGAAAAAAUAAAUAAAAAUACUACACUCCCCCGUCAAGGAACCAAAUCUUAAUCUGCUGCAUGAUAGACAGCAACAUUGCAAGGUGUAAAUAUACAUCCAGAUGAUUUCCAUUAGUUUCAAAGCAAACUUAAGUCAGUGAUAUUCCAAGACCCACCAAUAUCACUGACAGACACCAUUGGACUUUCAUCAAACAUAAAUUGGAUUGGUGGAUUUACAGAGAACAGACUUUAUGCUCCUCACUCUGUUAUACAUGUUACUACCGGUGUGCUGUCGGUGUGGCAUACCCUAACAGAGUGGCAACUGAUUUUUAUAUUUCCGUCUGUGAUGGCUGUGAUGCUGAUGGUUCUCGUUUCUUUGAAAAUACACAUCACUGGUGUAACAUCAGUUAUGCUGAUUUCACAGGAGAUUAAAUGAUUUUGUGGCUCCUCUUGCUAAAAAAUAUUAUAGCAAACUUCAGUGUACAUUUCUUACAUGGCAUGGAAUUAAGUAAUGUGUAAUUAAGAACACAAUAUAAUAAUAUAAACCAUCUAUAGUCAGCAGUAUGCUGAAAUUGCAAUAACAAAGAGUAUGCCGCUGUGAUGAUGAACCAUCAGAACACCAGCCAACUGCUCCAACACACAUCAUUUAAAGAGACAGCGCACUGGUUCAUUACACUACAAGUAUAAAUUAAAGCUGCAAGCCCAUUGAGUGGCCCCCAGAGUUUAGCCCCACUCCAGCCUGUGUUGUGACUGCAGAAGCACAGCCUAAGUGCCUAUGCAGAACUCUCCUGCAGUUCAGAAGGUCAGGGGGUACCAAAAGCAAGCCUCACUAUUACCCUCUACCAGGCUUAGAGGUGCUCCAGAAGUUGAACAUUUGACCAAAAUUUGAUGUUCCUGUUGGAAGCAGUGGUCACUUCCUGUUUGAUGGCGGAUUAAUGAAGACUUCCUGUUGUGUUUUGAAGAUGCAACUUGAAAUUAUCGGAUAUUUUACAAAGUUUGAAACAUAAACACUGACAAUAAGGGUGAAUCGGCAAAGAAACCUUUCACUUAGUUUUACAUGAGCAGGGCUAGUUUUUUUAUUAACUGAAUACACCAAUCUGUUAAACAGUCACUUCCAUUAUAAAAUACAAAAAUGUCACAAGGAGGACUCUUUUGGGUCAAGUCUGGUGAGUUUUUGAAUAUGUUAAGGCCUCCAAAUAGCCAAUAAGUUAGGAAGAAGCGUAAUAAGGGACAAUAGGAUUGCAAUAGGCCUUCACUGCGCUUUUGCUGCUCAGGCAUAAAAUGUAAACUAAAACAUUAUUUAACCACAUUCACUGUUAAUCGGAAAAGACCUUCAGAUCUAUAUCCUUCACCCCUAUAGUUCCAAAAUGCCCCAUGCAUGCGUAGUAGAUGUAAUUCAGUCUCUGUUCUCUCUGCCUGGUAUGAGAUGGAAAAUGAGCUGAAUGGUGGACCUGAUCUAAAACAAAAAAAGUUUUAAAUGACUUGGAGAAAAAUAUACGGCUUUAGAUUCCAUGACUGGUGAUCUAGGAUGAUUUUUUCCUAUUUGCAGAAGACAUGAUUGUUUUAGAUUUCUUCUUUUUUUUCUCAUGUGAACUGAGUACAUGUGUCUAUAACUCAGUUGAUUGUGCCUCUACCCUGACAACUACUGUAAAAUGGUAAUUAAUUGAUUAAACUGAUGAUUUAUAUAAAGCUUUCUGGUUUAAACCAUUUUAGAUGAAAAAAUGUCAAUUGUGCAAAAUCAAAUAACCAAACAUGUUAUCGUACCAUAUGUUGUAAAAUGUAAAAACUUUAAUAAAGAAGUAAUUUGACUGCCAUUUACCAAUGUGUCAAGCAAUUAGAUACAAAGAUUUUGUUAC
Messenger RNA from Fundulus heteroclitus (mummichog), 3471 nucleotides. Its product is annotated as zinc finger protein 37 homolog. Gene Ontology annotation, cellular component: nucleus. The coding region runs from base 113 to 1573 and encodes 486 amino acids. Lineage: Eukaryota; Metazoa; Chordata; Actinopteri; Cyprinodontiformes; Fundulidae. Gene Ontology annotation, molecular function: RNA polymerase II cis-regulatory region sequence-specific DNA binding; DNA-binding transcription factor activity, RNA polymerase II-specific. The record is from RefSeq and is a predicted model, not a curated record. Gene Ontology annotation, biological process: regulation of transcription by RNA polymerase II. The transcript is spliced from 2 exons.